Molecule: messenger RNA, 774 nt
Organism: Lathyrus oleraceus (garden pea)
Lineage: Eukaryota; Viridiplantae; Streptophyta; Magnoliopsida; Fabales; Fabaceae
Exons: 1
Coding region: 1-774 (257 amino acids)
Source: RefSeq, a predicted model, not a curated record
AUGAAUUUUGUCAGAAGAGGCAUUUGUGGUUACAAGUUUGUAGAGCCUCAGUUGAAGACUUUGAGAGAAUUGGGGACUCGUCUGGUUUUUGAUAAAAAAGAAGACUUCAAGAACUACGGUAAUCUCUUAGGUAUCCUCAACAUAGAAGUUAAUACAACGGUCGUCCAUACUCUUUUGCAGUUCUAUGAUCCUCCAAUGAGGUGUUUUACUUUCCAAGACUAUCAGUUAGCUCCAACUUUGGAGAAAUAUUCACACAUCUUGGGGGUUGAAAUUCAGGAUCAGGUUUCUUUUGUCAAUACAAAGGAGUUUCCCAAGUCUCAUCAUAUAGCUGAAGUCCUCUAUUUGGAGAAGAAAGAAGUGGAACUCAACCUCAAACUCAAGGGUGAAACUCAUGGUUUUAGUCUAAAUUUUAUGGUAGACAAGGUCACUACCUUUACUGAUGCUGGAAGUUGGGAUGCUUUCAAUUCUAUUCUUUCUUUGCUUAUAAAUGGGAUUAUGUUUCUCCCAAACAUGAAAGAUUUUAUAGAUUUGGCCUCUAUUCACAUCUUUAUGACCAAGAAUCUUGUCCCUACUCUUUUGGCUAAUACUUAUUAUUUCAUUCAUGUGAUGAAUCAGAAGAAGAAGGGAACCAUUGUGUGUUAUGUUCCUAUGUUGUACACAUGGUUCAUGUCCCAUCUACCCAGCAAGGGUCCUUUCGUUGAAAAUAAAGGCAGUUGUAAAUGGUCUCAGAGGAUCAUGUCUCUGACUACUGAAGAUAUCUUGUGGUACUCUUGA